UGUUGUCAGACAAGACUAAAGGUCUGACUGUUCUGCAUUGUCGCUUUGGACCCCAUUAAACCGCAGCCAUGAGCUUCAUCGCAGACGAUGUUGAGAUAGACCCGGUCACCCUCAACCUCAUCAUCCUCAUCGCCAGCUAUGUCAUUCUUCUCCUCGUCUUCCUCAUCUCCUGCAUCCUCUACGACUGCCAGGGAAAAGACCCCACGAAGGAGUACGCACCCGACCCUAUGCCCAACCUCAACCCCGCUCCCAUACGGCUGGUGGUCAUGCAAAGCUCGCCCGCCAACGCCCGGUGGGACCAGAACAAGAUGGUGACCACCUACGAACCUCCAGGCGUAGAGAAAAAGAGCACGUUAGUCUGA
This is a messenger RNA of Paramisgurnus dabryanus, 362 nucleotides long. Its product is annotated as small integral membrane protein 36-like. The record is from RefSeq and is a predicted model, not a curated record. Lineage: Eukaryota; Metazoa; Chordata; Actinopteri; Cypriniformes; Cobitidae.